Limulus polyphemus (Atlantic horseshoe crab) is the source of this 730-nucleotide messenger RNA. RefSeq names its product interferon regulatory factor 1-like. Gene Ontology annotation, molecular function: RNA polymerase II cis-regulatory region sequence-specific DNA binding; DNA-binding transcription factor activity, RNA polymerase II-specific. The transcript has 5 exons. Bases 48 to 716 code for a protein of 222 amino acids. Gene Ontology annotation, cellular component: nucleus. The record is from RefSeq and is a predicted model, not a curated record. Lineage: Eukaryota; Metazoa; Arthropoda; Merostomata; Xiphosura; Limulidae. Gene Ontology annotation, biological process: regulation of transcription by RNA polymerase II.
AUGCUUUGCGCUUAUCAACACAAUUUGAUUGCCAUAUCUUUAUUUCAAUGAUGUUUAAACGUACAGUUAAAUCACGCUCUAAAAAGCGUAAAAUGUUUGUACCCUGGCUACUCGACUUGUUGUCCACGAUGGUUAUCUAUGGACUGGAAUGGAUAGACAAGGAUAAAAAACUAUUUAAAAUUCCUUGGAAACAUGCCUCUCGGAAAGAUUGGAAUCAACAAACAGAUCCGGAAUUGUACCGGCUAUGGAUAGAAAACACAGGAAAACCAAUCAUUCCUGGUUUUGAUUUUAAAAGAUGGAAGGCAAAUUUUCGAUGUGCGUUAAGAAGUCGUCCUGACAUUAAAGAAAUUAAAGAACAGAGAACUAAAGAGUAUCGGGUGUUUCAGUUUACAGGAGAUUUCAACGAUUCUUCUUCAGAUCGUGAUAGCAGCUGCUUAGGGACAACCAAAAACUGCUUUACUCUUGAUGAAAUCGACCUUACUUUCACUGCAGAACUAUUUGUCUCUAACAAUCUUCCACAAGACUACAACCUGCUAAUGGAACAACCUUUAACUGGUUUUCAACAUAGACCUGUUUUGCCAUCAGAGGACACUAAUGAUCUGGAUUUCUUAUUCAAUGAAAAUAUCCUGUUUUCUGAAAACAACCAGGGAGAGCUUUCUAAGUCAGAAGAAUUCCAUCAGUCGGAAGAAUUCCAUUUUUCCCGACUGAUCUUCUAAUUGAAAACAAGAGU